Ilyonectria robusta is the source of this 827-nucleotide messenger RNA. RefSeq lists its product as uncharacterized. Lineage: Eukaryota; Fungi; Ascomycota; Sordariomycetes; Hypocreales; Nectriaceae. Bases 110 to 640 code for a protein of 176 amino acids. The transcript has 2 exons. The record is from RefSeq and is a predicted model, not a curated record.
UGCUCCUCUGCUCCUCUGCUCCUCUGCUCCUCUGCUCCUCUACUCUCCAGAAGGGGCCCCUCCCUCUUUCCGGUACCGAGCCUAGCCCUGGAUCUCCUGGAUCUCCUGAAUGCCAUUCCUGGACAUGCGCAAAACCCGGUUCUUGGCCUUGCGAUCCCAACUCGGCCAUAGCCACGAGCAGAUCCGUGGCCCCGGCUCGGAGAGAGGGGGGACGAUACGGGAACGCGCUAAUUGGCCGCCAUGGAUAAAAAAGGGAAUUCGCAUGUCACAGCUCGUCGAGCGAGGAAUGCACCAUUUCUUUUCUGUUUCGGGUCUUGUCACUCCAGAGUCUGGACUGAGACUUGUCUGGCUUGGGAGGGGGCCAGCUUGCCAGGGCCCCGGGAAGGGGAGGGAAUUGAACAUUGAAGGAUUGCAGUCGACAUUGGCAAUCCCAUUGGCCGCACCGGUCGGAGAGCUAGAUGGGGAAAACAUCGCACGUGUCAGUAAACAUCAGCGUCAGCCUGUCGAAUCAGCGUCGCCAAUGCGCGCAAGUAAACAACGAUCGCGACCUUCCCCAGCGACGAGGUUCAGGAGCCCCUGUCCUGGACGGCGAGGAACCCUACUCAAGAGAGCCCUGGCGAGGCUGUGGCGGAAGGGCUGAUGGAAAAAGACUCUGGGCUAAGAUCUCCCCCCUAGCUGCCGUUGGACGGCGAGAUGAGGGCGCUCAACGCCAUCGGAGUGAGCGCAUGUCAUAGGCUCAGAAGCCAGCCCUGUAUCGAAGCCCAUGGAUCUAGGCCGGCCGUCAUCUGAUCUAUCAUCUCUAUUAAUGAGAUCAACCUCGCUCGUCG